Lytechinus pictus (painted urchin) is the source of this 801-nucleotide messenger RNA. RefSeq lists its product as uncharacterized. The transcript has a single exon. NCBI's taxonomy places the organism in Eukaryota, Metazoa, Echinodermata, Echinoidea, Temnopleuroida, Toxopneustidae. The record is from RefSeq and is a predicted model, not a curated record. The coding region runs from base 1 to 801 and encodes 266 amino acids.
AUGCCAUACCCGCAGCACAAGCAAGAUUUGUAUCAGUAUCAGCAAAUGCAGCAUCGUUUGUUGGAAGCAAUAAGCCUGUCAAAUGUGGAAAUCAUGAAGUUUAACGGUAACCCUUUACACUAUCAUGAGUUCAUGGCAUGUUUUGAUAAUUUGAUAGGCUCGUCUACACUAGACAGAGGGACAAAGCCCAUGAAGCUGUAUCAGUGCUGUGAAGGUGAUGUCAAGAGCAUCAUACAGUGUUGUAUGGUAAUGGAUCCAGUGCUAGGAUAUCAACGCGCCAGAGAAUUAUCUAGAGAACGCUUUGACAGUAGAUUUAAGAUAGGAGAAGCAUGGAUCGAACAGAUAACUAAUGGUUCUGCACUUCAUGGAAAUGAUAGAACUGGACUACGCAAGUUUGCUGACGAAUUACAGGUAUGUCUUGAGACUCUUAAGGCAUUGAAUCUAACAAAGGAAAUCAGCAGUAACAGAGAGCUGGUCAAACUGGCAGAAAGACUCCCAUUUCAUCUCAAAGCUAGAUGGUUGAAAGUAGUGAGAGACAUUAGACAAAGAGGUCGCUCACCAGAUAUCACUGACAUGGUGAAGUUUGUAUCUGAUUCCGCCGAAGAAGUUAACGAUCCAGUCUUCGGUGAGCUGACUGCGACUUCUCCAAGAUCAGCAUCUAAACCAAGCUUCAACAAGCAACAUUCCAAGUGCAGCUACUCUACAGCAGUCACUGAUAAUUCAAGCUUUCCUAGGCCCAAGAACUGCUUCAAGUGUCAUCAAGAGUAUACUUUGUUUAGUUGUGACAGCUUUAAGUCCUGA